AUGGACGUUCACGUUGCAGAUGGAACAAGAAAUGGUGAGGCGACUAUUGCAGAACAAUUGGAAUCGCCUCUCCUUGAGGCUGCACCAAAACCACCCAAAACCCCGGCGCAAAAGGGCAUCCGUAAAGCCUUCAAGGGAACAGCCCAUUUGUCGAAUCUUCUCCCCACAGGCUCUGUCCUGACAUUCCAAUUCUUGUCCCCAGUUGUAACGCACGAAGGAAAAUGCAAAUCUUUCGUCAGCCAAUCCGUUACAUCAUGUGUUCUUGCUCUUUGCGCCGUUUCCUGUUUUCUCUUGUGCUUUACCGACAGUUUCAGGGACGACCGAGGAAAGGUCAGGUACGGAUUAGCCACAUUCCGUAGCCUGUGGGUGAUUGAUGGAUCAAAAACAUUUCCACCACAAGAUGCAGACAAAUAUAGGCUAAAGUUCAUAGAUUUUGUCCAUGCAUUCAUGUCGAUUCUUGUUUUCGGGGCGGUGGCAAUGUUCGAUAAGAAUGUGAUCAAUUGUUUCUAUCCAUCACCAUCAGAAGAAGCCCUUGAGAUUCUUAAAGCAUUGCCUAUAACCAUUGGGGUAGUUUGCAGCAUUUUGUUCAUUGUUUUCCCUUCCAAACGGCACGGAGUUGGCUUCCCUCUCUCGCGCAAUUAG
This is a messenger RNA of Fraxinus pennsylvanica, 642 nucleotides long. Lineage: Eukaryota; Viridiplantae; Streptophyta; Magnoliopsida; Lamiales; Oleaceae. The record is from the annotation of a GenBank genome assembly.